Symbiodinium natans is the source of this 354-nucleotide messenger RNA. The record is from the annotation of a GenBank genome assembly. Lineage: Eukaryota; Dinophyceae; Suessiales; Symbiodiniaceae.
GUGGCCCUCGCCGCACGGCCCAAGCCUUUGGAGGCACAGCAGCCUUCGGAGCCGUCGGUGGCAGCACAGCCUUCGGAGCCGUCGGAGCCCGAGCGGCCGGAGCGCGCGGCCCAGCCGGGAGAGCUCUACGAGCUGCAGAAGCUGCGCUUCACCGUGGAGGGCAAAUUCGGCUGGUCUCCCAUUGGACCCAGCUACAGGGUCCGCGAGACCGAGGCCUCGGCCUUGGCCGUGCUGGCCCGCCGCGAGCCCGUGAUCUCCUGCUACCCAAGCCUGCGCGGGCUCAGCGGGUUGACGGAGCUGGAGAAGGGCGUCUACGAAAUCUCCCCGAAGCUCUGGCUGAAGCACGUCACCAAG